Molecule: messenger RNA, 712 nt
Organism: Gadus chalcogrammus (walleye pollock)
Lineage: Eukaryota; Metazoa; Chordata; Actinopteri; Gadiformes; Gadidae
Product: myozenin-2-like
Exons: 3
Coding region: 4-585 (193 amino acids)
Cellular component (GO): actin cytoskeleton; Z disc
Molecular function (GO): FATZ binding; actin binding; telethonin binding
Source: RefSeq, a predicted model, not a curated record
UUAAUGCACCAACAAACCGCCUUGUCUCCUUUCUCCUCACGCUUAAAGGACGGGAUUGUCCUUGAAAGUCAGAACGGCGACACAACGGCGGAUCAGAACGGCAGCUCUGACCCGGCCCCUGAGACAGGACCUGUAACAGCAGAAGCCAACCCAGAGAGCAUUGCACCAGGGUACGGAGGUCCCCUGAAGGACGUCCCGGCGGAGAAGUUCAACAUCACGUCGGUGCCCAAGUCCUACCACUCCCCGUGGGAGCAGGCCCUCACCAGCGACCCCGCCCUGGCAGAGACGCUGUUGGCCGCGCUGCCGGAGCCCGCGGCCCAGCCUCUCCCAGGCUACAAGAGCUUUAACAGGGUGGCCACCCCGUUCGGAGGAUUCGGGGGCCCCCCCCGCUCCAUCCCCACGGCCGACCCGGAGCCCCUCCCCGACCUCCUGGACCUCAGCGCCGCCGCCGCUGCGGCGCCGGCCGGGCCGUGCCGGCCCACCUUCAACCGGCACGCCGCGGGCUGGGUGCCGGUGGGCCCGCCCCCCACCCUCCCCAAGGUCUCCCUGCAGCCCAUGCUGAUCCCCGAGUCGGACGACCUUUGACCCCUCACUCCUGCCCGCCGCGAUGAGGUCAUCGUCAUGACGACGAGUCUCUGGCUGCCGCUGGGUCUGCCCCCUACGAAGGAGUUCUGGGUGGGGGGGGGGGGCUCUAAUGGAGGGCAUUAGGGUG